This is a messenger RNA of Archocentrus centrarchus (flier cichlid), 9671 nucleotides long. It is a transcript of the gene magi2a, whose product is annotated as membrane associated guanylate kinase, WW and PDZ domain containing 2a. The record is from RefSeq and is a predicted model, not a curated record. Gene Ontology annotation, molecular function: type II activin receptor binding; SMAD binding; signaling receptor complex adaptor activity. Bases 163 to 4740 code for a protein of 1525 amino acids. Gene Ontology annotation, biological process: receptor clustering; signal transduction. The transcript is spliced from 22 exons. Gene Ontology annotation, cellular component: cell-cell junction; cytoplasm; dendrite. NCBI's taxonomy places the organism in Eukaryota, Metazoa, Chordata, Actinopteri, Cichliformes, Cichlidae.
AUCCAGCUGCUGUGCGCGUGAAUGUGUGCGAGGACAUGGAUACAGCUGGCGUUUACCACUGAAACUGAUCACUUUACAGUGUUACGGUAACACUGAGGGACUUCAGAGAGCGACAAAACUUCUUCCACAGCCGCACUCAUGUGAUUUUCCCUUCUUUGAGCCAUGUCCAAGAGCCUGAAGAAGAAGAAGAACCACUGGACUAACAAAGUCCACGAGAGUGUCCUUUGCAGGAAUGAGGAGGGGGAACUGGGGCUGGAGUUGAAGGGCGGCGCAGAAAAUGGACAGUUCCCGGUUAUCGGGGAGCUUCUCCCGUGCAGAGCGGUCUGCCAUAGCGGCAAACUCUUCCAGGAUGAACUCCUGCUGGAAGUCAAUGAUACCCCUGUGGCUGGACUCACCACCAGGGACGUCCAUGCUGUGGUCAAACACAGCAAAGAUCCCCUCCGACUCAAGUGUGUCAAACAAGGGGGCGUGAUAGACAAGGACCUGCGCCACUACCUCAACCUGCGUUUCCAGAAAGGCUCAGUGGACCACGAGCUGCAGCAGAUCAUCCGGGACAACCUCUACCUCCGCACCGUCCCCUGCACAACCAGGCAGCCCAAGGAAGGAGAGGUCCCGGGGGUGGAUUAUAAUUUCGUGACCGUUGACCGGUUUAUGGAACUGGAGAAAAGUGGAGCCCUGCUAGAGAGUGGAACAUAUGAAGAUAACUUUUACGGCACCCCGAAGCCUCCGGCUGAGCCCAGCGCUCUGCUGUUAAAUGUAACGGACCAGCUGCUCCCGGGCGCCAGACCCAGCUCCGAGGGCAAGAGGAAACGUAACAAGUCAGUCAGCAACAUGGAAAAAGCCAGCAUCGAGCCCCCCGAGGAGGAGGAGGAGGAGAGACCCAUUGUCAAUGGCAACGGUGUCGCUGUCACCCCAGAGUCAAGUGAACAUGAGGACAAGAGCACAGAUGCUUCAGGGGACAUCGCCCCGCAGAGCAACCCAGCAGAGGCCCAGAGUGAGAUACCCAAAGAUGACGGACAGAUCCCGAAGACGGCAGUACCCAAACCAGAGGAGAACGAUGAGCUAGGGCCCCUGCCAGACAACUGGGAGAUGGCAUACACUGAGAAAGGAGAAGUCUACUUCAUAGACCACAACACUAAGACAACAUCGUGGCUGGACCCGAGGCUAGCCAAGAAAGCAAAGCCGCCUGAGGAAUGCAAAGAGGACGAGCUUCCGUACGGCUGGGAGAAAAUCGAUGACCCCAUUUACGGCAGCUACUAUGUCGAUCAUAUAAACAGAAGGACCCAGUUUGAGAACCCAGUCUUGGAGGCUAAAAGGAGACUCCAGCAGCAGCAGCAGAUGCAAAGCCAGGGUCUGUCCUCACUGCCCCUUCCCACCAUCUACAGAGAGAAGCCGCUGUUCACGCGGGACCCCACUCAGCUGAAAGGCAGUUUCUUGUCUACGUCACUCCAAAAGAGCAACAUGGGUUUUGGCUUCACUAUAAUUGGAGGGGAUGAGCCCGAUGAAUUCCUUCAGGUGAAAAGCGUUAUCCCCGAUGGGCCCGCUGCAGCUGAUGGAAAGAUGGCUACAGGUGAUGUUAUUGUCUACAUCAACGAUGUGUGCGUCCUGGGUACCACCCACGCUGAUGUGGUGAAACUCUUCCAGUCGGUACCUAUUGGCCAAGGCGUGACCCUUGUAUUGUGUCGCGGCUACCCUUUGCCAUAUGAACCAGAGGAAGCUGGCAACACCAAUAACAACACCACCACCAUCAUCUCCCCACUGGGCAUCAUAGAGCAGCGGCCCAUUAUGGUGAACGGCAGGACGGGCUACGAUAACUACCUAGAUUAUCUUACUCGCACGGCACGCUUUGUUACAGACCCCAGUCAAGACCAGGUCAACACCCAGCAGCAACUGCUCACGGGUCACCCAGCGGAUACCCACUUAGAUGGCUCACUUCCUCCCACCACGGGCACUACGCCACCAGACAGCGUCUCUAUGGCGUCCUCGGGCGCAACCCAGGGGGAGCUACUGACCUUGACCAUGGUGAAGGGCGUGGAUGGGUUUGGCUUCACGAUUGCGGACAGCGCCACAGGUCAGCGUGUUAAACAAGUCCUGGAGCCUCAGGGCUGCCCGGGCCUGUGCGAGGGCGACUUGAUUGUGGAGAUUAACAAGCAACCUGUGCAGGGAUUCAUACACACACAGGUGGUGGAGCUGCUCAAGGAAUGCCCUGUGGGAGCUGAGACCAGUCUAGUGGUUCAGAGAGGUGGAACAGGUCACUAUUCACCCUGGAAGACCCCUAAGCAGGUGCUGGAGCAGUGGGAGUCCCAGCAGGGCCAGAGCAGCCCCGCUCAGACCAGCCUGUCGGCUCCUGUUAUCCCCCACAGCGCCCCCUUCCCAACACACCAUCUUCACAGGGCCUCGGUCCCUGACUCUGCCUCCGAGGCCUUGGCCCUGGCAAAGCCAGAUCCAUAUGACCUUUAUGAGAAGUCCAGGGCUAUCUUUGAGAGUAGGCAACCUGGGCAGCCGAGGACUGUUUUUCCUGUGGACUCUUCAGGAGCAGAGUACCAGGACAUCGAGGUCCACCUGCGCAGACAGAAGUCCGGGUUCGGUUUCCGGGUGCUGGGCGGGGAUGAGGCGGGGCAGCCUGUGAGUCCGGAGACGCGUGAGAAGAUCCUCAUCGGGGCGAUCAUCGAGAAGAGUCCAGCAGACUUAGACGGGCGCUUGCGGCCUGGUGAUGAGCUGCUGUUUGUGGAUGGGAUUCCAGUGGUGGGGAAGCCGCACAGAUAUGUCAUUGACUUGAUGCACGGGGCGGCGCGUAACGGCCAGGUGAAUCUGGUCAUCAGGAGGAGGGUUCAGGUGGCAGGCGAGUCUUGUCCAGAGAAUGGCCGCAGCCCGGGAUCUGUCUCCACGCAGCACAGCUCCCCACGUAGUGACUUUACAUAUGGCAACAGCACCACCACGCCCCAGGCUCCCAACGCUGGCAUGGGCAACACCACUGCUACUUCAGACGGGACCUCCAACACACAACCAAGUGACGUCAUAAUCAGCCGAAAAGAGAGUGAAGGCUUCGGCUUCGUUAUCAUCAGCUCGCUCAACCGGCCUGAGGCAGUCGUAACUAACACUGUGCCCCAUAAAAUUGGCCGCAUCAUUGAGGGCAGCCCAGCAGACCGCUGCGGGAAGCUGAAGGUGGGAGACAGGAUACUGGCGGUGAACAACCAGUCCAUCGUCAACAUGCCGCAUGCUGACAUCGUUAAGCUGAUCAAAGACGCAGGCCUUAGUGUCACCCUGAGGAUCAUACCGCAGGAAGAGGUGAGCAAUCCUCCAUCAGCCCCCAGCUCAGAGAAGCAGAGCCCCAUGGCUCACCAGCACAGCCCUAAGGCCCAGCCCAAUACUGCAGCCUCCCAGUCUAAUCAAGCAGUGACAGAACCAAGCCCCUCUGUCAGCCAGCCCAACCCCAUGCCCCACCAGAGCCCUGUGACUCAGCUUCCUGUCCCGACACCUCAGACCUACACCCACGAGGGCAGUUACAGGUCUGAGGUGAAGGCGAGGCAAGAUGUUAAACCAGACAUCCGACAGCCGCCGUUCACAGACUACCGACAGCCACCAGUGGACUACCGGCACCCUCCCGUGGCAGACUAUCGGCAGCCGCCCACGCUGGAUUACAGACACCCACCUCUGCUGGACUACAGACAGCUAGCCACAGAUGCCAGGCAGUUUGCCAUCCCAGACUACCGAAUGCCACCAGUUCAACUUUCACAGGACUUCGACUUCUUCACAGUGGAGCUGGAGAAGAGCGUGAAGGGCUUCGGUUUUAGCAUCCGUGGAGGGCGGGAGUACAAAAUGGACCUGUUUGUCCUACGACUCGCAGAGGAUGGGCCGGCCAUUCGCAACGGCAGGAUGAGGGUCGGGGACCAAAUCAUUGAGAUCAAUGGAGAGAGCACUCGGGACAUGACCCAUGCCAGGGCUAUCGAGCUCAUCAAGUCUGGAGGCAGGCGGGUUCGUCUCCUCCUAAAGAGGGGUACAGGGCAGGUCCCAGAGUACGACAAUGCCGCCCCAUGGGAUGGUCGCCCUUCAGCCUCCCCAAGCCUGUCGGAAAUAGCCCCUCCCAUCGACAGCCUUUCCAUGUCAUCGCCUUCAUCUCAUCUGGCCCCAGCCCCCGACCCUCCUCAUCUGCCACCUCAGGAUGUCCAUCGAGACCCGGUGGCACGAGACAGCAGGACGGAGUGUUCAAAGAGCCCCCAGAAAGCCGAGUUGCUAAACACAGAUCCCAUUAGCCAUGCGAGGAGAGCGGCUAAAACCAGCGGGAGCAGCAGAGCCAAGAAGGAGGGUGGCAGGUCCACCCACAAGGGCCUCAGGAUGCAGCCCACUCCUGAUGGGGACGGGGGCAAGGAGGGGCAGAUCGGAGAGCCUAGACCUUCCAGGAGCACCAGAGGAAGGUCCAAAGAGAGAAAUACUGGGGACAAUAGAGUGUCCACUCACUCUCCCAGCAGCUCUAAGCUCCCACACACUAACGGGAACAGCAGGGAAGAUGAGGAGCGUUGGAGUGCCACAAAGCAGGGGGAGCUGGAGCAGAGCAAGUCCAGGCCCAGGGAACUAGACAGGGGCCAGGGAGAGAGCCGGCCAAGCCUGCCCAACAAGAGCACCAGCAGCAGCAUCGCAGCAGGGAGGAAGGCCACAGUCUCUCCUGGACCUUGGAAGAUCCCUGGAUCAGACAAGCUGCCCAGCACCCUGCGCACAGGCACGUCCACUCUGAGCAGAUAACCCCGCAGCUCCAGCAGAAAACAGUGGCCACACUCAUCUGAACUAAACCACUCCAUCUGGAUGAAAGUACCAUCCUCACACCCUCCUGUGCUCUUACAUCCCCUCAUCGACCUGUUCUCCCAUAGAGUCAAAACCGGGGGGAGGGAUCUGGACCACGUGUUUUUAAAGUUUUAUUUAUGAAACUGUAUUUUAAAUUAUUUUGGAAAAACAUAUUUUACACCUACCACCUUAAGAACUGGAAAAUCAUCCAAUUUAACAAAGAAAAAAAGAAAAAAAAAGAAGAAGAGCAAAUAGAGUCUUUGUGUAGCGUGGUGGGAAUCAUUUGUGGAGUAAAUGAAUUUUAAAGACCUCUAUUUUGAGUUCUCCCCGACCAGAACCAGGGGGCAAACAUGCAAAUAUAAACAAAGUGGCAGGAAGUUACUGUGGGAUGGAUUUUUUUUUUUUAUAUAUCUACACAGUGGAGUCUAUUUUAUGAAAUGGAAUGUUAAAAAGAUGUUUGUGAUGAGAGUGAAUGGAUCAAAGAGCGACCGCAGAGAUGAAAUCUACUCAUCAGCAGAAACUUUGCCUUAACAAAGACUGUAUGGGCCUGAACCUGUCUUGAAUAAUCUAUCAGAUGAUUAUAGACAUAGAUAUAUUAGAACAAAUAUGAAUAUGUGGGAACGUUUUGUAAAUAAGAUCAUCUUUAAGUGAACAUAUGGAAAUUCUAGACUACAAAUAAGUGGGCGAAGCAGCACGAGAUGGACCGGAUCUUUAGGCGGCUCCUCGCUCCUGUACACUCCUGUUCCGCCCUGUGAUUGCAGUUCUGGGUCUCAGCAGGCCUGCUGCGAUCGACUGCACGGUCCGUUUGAAUCAUCCGGGUUUCAGUCUGUUUUUCUUUCUUCUGUACUUAACGAUCGAAGCAAUCUACGACGGUGGUGUCCACCUGGACACUGAGAGAAGGAGCUUGCAUGAUAAUGACCAAGGGGCAGAGUGCCUUAGACUGAGGACAAAGGUUCAACCACAGAAAUACUGCAGAGUUCAACAGAGGCUGCUAUACAACACCCACUCUACAGAUAUAAAUAUAAACUGUAUUUCUUCAGUGUGACAUGGUGAAAUAUAUAAGUUAUUUCACAAGCUUGUGUAUGAAAAUGAGUCCAUUAGCAGAGGUAUCGAUGGUCCCUUUCUGUGCAAGUGGUUCAUCUCGGGUCAUGAUGCUUUUCAUUACUGAUUUCUUAAUGAGGUCUGACACCAGUAAUUUCCAUGAAGAAUCGCUUAUAUGAGAUUGUGUAAUCAAAUGUCGCCACAUGGCAGACAGAGCUUUGCACCUAAACCAAACCAAAUUAAUAAAAUCUGAUAUUAAUUCAGUAGAGAAUCAAUCUCGCCUUCUCAGGCGCUCGCUCGUGUUACAGUCUGCAUCCUGAAUGAAGGAAUGAACGCCGCUCAUGUGAACGUGACACGUUUGUCAGCUGCUGAAUUAAAUUUCUUUUAAGAGAUUCUGUCUACACUGUGUGAUAUUAAGACAUACAUAUCCAUGCCAAAGCUCUUUGGAGGUUUUCUUUCUUUUUUUUUUCUUUUUUUUUUUUAGCAUUCACUUACCUGCCCCAGAAUUUGACUGACUUUGAAGGCAAUUCUUGUAUUUCUAUAUAUCAAGCUCGCAACUAGCUAAGCCCUGCCGCCUUUGGUUACUGCCACAGUUCCUGUCAAGCUUUCUAUUCUUGUACAAUGUUUGAUAAAACGGUGACACUGAGACUUCAAACAGUGCGUUCUUGAUUUCAGGCGGAGGUACUUGAAAGAAACUUGGCAUUUAAACAUCACAGGAGGAAAGGGUUUUAGGAUGAAGACUGUCAGGCGAAGUUGGACAGAGUGUCUCAUCUGUCCCAGAGAGCAUUGGCUGAGGUUGCUGGAACAUAAACUACACAAAACUACAAAUGUUACUCUGCUUGUACUAUUAAACAGUGUUGGGGAAACUUCUUUGAAUUGGUAGUUUUAUAAACCUCUACAAUCUAAGCAAUACUCGCACUAGAAGAAAGUGAACUAUACCAAAAAUAACAGGUCUCGGCUUCCUUGAGAUAUGGGUCUAUUCCUGAAGGGAGACAAGGGUACAAAAGCAGCUUGAAGUAAUAUUUUAAAUGCUCUAAUGAAAUAAGAAAAGGUAGCUUCAGAACUUCAUAUUUUUUAAGCUCAUUCCACCGGUAUGUAUUGUAGCAUUUGAUCCAGUUUUUCCAAGUUCAGUGCGAAAACAAGGAAAGUCCUGGGACCUGGCAUUGAGUCCUGCAUUUAAAUGUAACAAGACAGAAGAGAUGACGAGCAAUUUUUGCAGAGCAGGACCUUAUAAAUACACAGCACGGUGCUCCCUUCUGUUUGUUGAGGAGGACUAAGAUACAAUGAGUAAGAAAAACAUGAACUGUGAUAAAACUCAGCACAUUGUGUUGCACAGUAUCAGUCAGCAGAGAAUAAAAAGGCUACUGUACUGACAAAGUUAGAGACAAAGAGAACAUUGUGCUAAUAUUGUAUAAAAGCACUACUAUUGCAUCAUACGUGUUUGCUAGCUUGUCAAAAGUUUUAAAUUGAUAUGAGUGUUAUUGUAUCGAUAUUAAUAGUUGCACUCAUGAAGUGGUCAAAAAGUAGUGAAGCCUAAAAAUAAGCUAUAGUAGGUGGUAUUCACUAGAUUUCAGUACAAAUCUGAAUUAUCCCCUAUUCUGAAAAUAAAAACAUCUUGGUAGAGCUCCAAGACUGCAGUAAAUUCACAUUUUAGAUGGUGCUUGCAUAAAAGUGUCAUCUAGACUUGUGCACCUUUCUUGAGAGGUGUUCACUGUGGGUCCUCAAUACGAGCUUCAUGUCCAGUCAAAGUCAUAAUGGCUUAUAACAAUCAACAGUUCAAUUUUAUUCACACUUGAGAACCAACAGCAAGAAGGUUCCUUGUUCAGCGUGGAGUUUGCAUGUUCUCCCUGUGCCUACGUGGGUCCUCUCCCAGUAUUCCAACUUCCUCCCACAGUCCAAAGACAUGCAUUUUAAGUCAAUUUGUGGUUCUAAAUUAGCCAUAGGUGUGAAUGUGAGUGUCAGUGAGUGUCUGUUUCUCUGUGUUAGAUAGACCUCUCCAGAGUGUAUCCUAACUUUUGUCCUGUGGUAUCUCAUAUAGGCUCCGGCCCCUCAUGACCCCAAAUUCAGUAAGGAGUUAAGAAAAUGGAAUGGAUAUUAAUUUCUUAAAAAAGUACGCAAAAACUUCUGUGAACAUUUGUUGAGAGGUUAAUUCAUGAUGACAUCGCUGUGUGACCACAAAGCAGUGCCCAUCUGUCUCCAUGUGCGCUGCACAAGUGUGCGUGGUGGCUGUAAUAGUGAAGUGGAGUGAGGACAUAAACACCCAGCCUUUAUUGUAGAAAGUUGCAACAAAGAUAAAGAAAGCCAAAAUGAAGCUUGGGAAGAACACGGGGGACAGCAUAAAGAUACUAAGAGUUAACCUAAAGGGAGACAGGACUAUUUAUACACACAGAGGGUAAUCAGGGAAAUGGGAAACAGACAGCUGAACAUAUUAGGUAACAUGACAGAAAGUAAAUCUAAAUGCAAUGAAGGACUAACUAAACACAGAAGCAUAAACAGACACUGAACAUGAAAUGCAUGGAAGCUUGGUUCAGCCGCUGGAAUAAAGUUUUCUUUUCUGCAACUAAAGAGGAAGACUUUUUUUUUUUUUGGUGAUCUGUGAGUCAAAAUUUCUGGUUAUUAUUUUGGAUUGUUUCUUCUUGCCAAAUUCAAUUUAUUUUUCUCAGCAUUUCUCAGACCAACUCUAACCUCAACCCUAAUUCUGAGUUAGUAAAUUGAAAUUUCAAGAUACCUAAACUGAAAUUUAGGUAGAAACAAGCUUACAUACAAAACAGGAACACUGGGAGAAGCUAACAAAACCCCAUAAUACUAAACCAAGACUGAAAUAAUAUAAAGAAACUACUACUACAGUCACAUGUCGUUCUCUAAUCCUCAACACUGUUAGUCACCCUGCAAACGAUUGCAGAUAAAGCAAUACUUCGAGUCACCUUUGCUACUGUUUUUAGUUUUGAGAUUAAAUAACUGCACAUAGAUAUCACCCACCCUAAAAUGUGUCAAAUGGCAGGCACACCACACCGUCAAGAGCAUGAAUCCAAAGCUUGACAGGCCUGCAGUGCAGUCUUUGAGUUACAACAGUUGUACUGAAUGGCUGUUCAGUGGGAGGAGUCUAACAAAUGGUUAAUUUGAAGUAAUUUUUCCCUUGAAUGAGCCAGCAUCAGGGAAUUUUUUAAAAAAAGGCCUUCUUCUGAGGAAAGUACUGACAGCGUUUGAGUGAGCAGAGGGAGACAAGUCAUUAUGUUUGCCAUUGUAAUCCAUAAUUACACACAGACUAAGCAGACUGACUUAACACAGAGGGUUUGAAAUAGGAGUUAUUGCAUUGAGGAACGGAGGAAUCAUAAGCCAGGAGCAAACGAUUGAGCAUUUCAGAGACUUGUAGAAUGCCUCUGUUACACACUGUCACGUCAUACCCAUUUAGUUGGACUGCUCCUUUAUUUUGUGAUUUCUGAUUGGUGCAGAAGCAGGAAACGUGUCCUUUUCGCUCAGCCUUUGCACAAAUCACUGCUUUCCACAUUUGAGCUGUCUCCAUUGAGCCAAACUGUAAGUAAUUUUUUUAGGUAAAUUUAAAAAAAAUAAAAAAUACCUACAGGUGCGUUCAAGUGCGUGUUUGUGUAGAACAAACAGGCUUUUGCACCACAAUAUAAACCCCAACAACCUGAGCGGCUCAGUAUCACUGUGUAGUGUUAUAGCAGUGUGUAGACUCUGAACAAAUAUCUCUAUAAAUAUGACUCGGUGUGCUAUUGAUGGUCACAAAGACUGUAAGUGGAGCAACUAUUUUUAUGAAAUGCAACACUAUGAAUAUAUUAACUUUUGCAAAAAUCUUGUUUACCUGUAUGAUAUUCUGAAACGCUGUCAAA